Messenger RNA from Lolium perenne, 3077 nucleotides. RefSeq lists its product as uncharacterized. NCBI's taxonomy places the organism in Eukaryota, Viridiplantae, Streptophyta, Magnoliopsida, Poales, Poaceae. The record is from RefSeq and is a predicted model, not a curated record. Gene Ontology annotation, molecular function: lipid binding. Gene Ontology annotation, cellular component: endoplasmic reticulum.
AAGGAGAAGCUGCACAGGGAGAAGGGCAUCGAAUCAGUAUCUGGAUAUUGGAACAGAACCAACUCUGCUCGCUCCUCUCUCUCUGUUGUUCUCUCUGUUCCUGAAUUCUGGCAAUCGAUCAAGCCUCACGACGGCAAUCAUACCGUCAAGGGGGCAAGUGUGACAAUUUGGUAUCAGAGCCACAAAAUUUCCUCACAAAAUCCCAAAAAAAUCCUUACAAUUUUUUUUCCCCAUUCGAUUUGCUCUUCUGGUGUGGUGGAGAUCCAUCUGGUCGUGCGGAAGCGACGGUGAUGUCGACAACAACGACAGAGGCGAACUUGAGUGCCAUCAGCGAGAGCUUGGUAAAGCUCAACAUGAUGCUGGGUCGUAUUGCCGUUAGGCAGGACCAGAUGCUCGUUGAUUUGAAGAAGAUGACGGUGGCGCUGGCGCCCACCGCCACAACCACACCGACAUCCGUGCCAGUUCGAGUACUGGGGCAGCAGACAUCGAAGUCUUCUUCACCCUCGCUCUUCUCGGCCAAUCAGGUCGUGGGUGCUGGUGUUCCAGGCGCGGAUGUCGUCUUGGCUUCCACUAUGCCCACCAGGUGUUCGACACAAGGCCCGGCUGCCAAUUUCUCUUGCAACCAUGCUGUGGUCGCGUUCCCAACUAGUGGCACGCAACAUUUUCCUCCUACGACUUCGAUGAAUGCCAGGAACAACACGCUGCAAGAUAUUGGUGAGUCUGGCAUGGACACACCUACAUGCUUUUCGACCCAUGUUCUCUCCUGGCCACGGGAUGAUCCGGGUGCACACAGUCAAGACGACACCAACAUGUCAGCCGAGGUGCUGACACAUAUUGGAGGUUUGUCCCUAUUUCAAGAGCUUUGUGUUGAUGCUUUUGAUGCAAUGGCUAAAUUGCUUCCCGAGUACGUGGUGCUGGGCGACGAGAUUGCCGAUCAAGUGCUCACUCAUGUCGGCAGCUUCUCACUCUUUAUAGAGAUUGAUAUGGAUACACACAAUGAACCUGAGGGGAAGAUUGAUAAGCCAACACCCUGGGAACAUGGACUAGGUGGAGUUGAACCGGUAUUUCCUCUACUACCACCAGCAGAAGGAAUGAUGCAACAACUACUGUUAAGGGAGAUGCAACAACAUGGAAAAAUUAUUGCUAUAAUUAGCUUACCAUGGGAUCGAGGAAAACAUAUGCUUCUGUUACAAGAUUUAGGUUGGCAACCAACCAAUGCUGGAGGAGAUACAACCUUGCUAUGUGAGCAGGGGCCAUUACAGUGGAGCCACAUGAUGCAGCAGAGUAGCAGCAAGCACGUCGCCAAGUCUGCGGAUGUCAAGGUCCUUGAGUCUUUCGGCAAGGACGAACUAAAGAAGCUUUACAACGACAAUUUCCACGAGUGGAUAUCCUUCCAACAGUAUGAGUGGAUGAAAUGGAUGAACAAGUAUGUCAGCAAACUUUGGCCUUUUGUUUCACAAGCUGCAAGUCCAGUUGUUCAGGAACCUGUUGAACCACUGCUACAGGAUUAUCGACAUCCUCGAAAUGUGUCUCCAAGGAUUGAAGGCAUCCGUAUCCAAAUUCUUCAGCCAGUCCAAAUUAUAAUGGAUAUACAUUUCCGCUGGUGUGGUGAUCCAGGAAUAAUCCUUGAUGUUGAUGCUCGGGUUACAUCACUGCCUAUCCUGCUCAAGGAUCUCCAUGUCUUAACUGCUGUUUGUGUUAUAUUUCAACUAUCAGAAGAUAUUUCCUGCAUCUUUGUUGUUACUAUUGCUCUCCUCGCUGAGCCAGAGCCAAGAAAACAGUACAGGUUAAUGGCUGUUGGAGGAAGCCUGACUGCUAGCCUGACUGCUAUUCCAGGAGUUCUUGAUAUGAUUGAUGAUACUGUUCAUUCAAUUGUCAAUGACAUGCUCCAGUGGACCUACAGGUUUGUUGUUCCAUUGGAUGUCAACGUUGAUACAAGUGAGCUGGAGCUUAAACGUGAAGGAAAACUUUCUGUUACUGUAAUAAAAGCAACGUCUUUGAAGGACAAGGAGUCAACUAGUAAAUCUGAUCCCUAUGUGACCCUGCAUGUGUGGCCGAUGUUCAAGUUGAAAAUACAAGUCAUUGAUGACAACCUAAGUCGUGAAUGGAAUGAAACAUUUGAGCUGCUGCUGAAAGACAAGGAAACCCAAUCUAUCAUUUUUGAGGUUUAUGAUGAAGACAAACUUCACCAAGAUAAGAGGCUAGGUGUGGCUAAACUAGCAGUGAACACUAUUCAGCCUGAGACGCCCUUUGAAAUCACUCUGAAUCUUAUGCAGCCACUGGAUUCACUUAAAAUUAAAGGUUACAUGGAAGAGCAACCGCAAGCCCUGGAAAAUAAAGCAAUGCAGAAGAGGAAGCGAGUCAAUGAUGCUGCAGUAACCGGUAGCACAAUGCUUGCACUUGGUGGUGCCACAUCACUAGUUUUUCCAUGCCAACGGCUGAAUGGUGCAUUAAACGUUGGCCUUGCAAAAGCUCUGGAGGAUGCGAUUGAGAAACUUGUGCUCAAAUUCUCUUGCACCUGCUUAGGCUCGAGGCUCUUAAUAUUGUCAACUUCACUCAAGUUCCUUCUAUGGCUAAGCACGUAUGAACUGAUGCCAUGGGAUCCACGUGAUAUGCAAAACAAAGUCUUGUUUGCAAGCUCAAGGCAACCUAUAGGAGCUCCUGAUCUGCAGACACCAUGGGAUCCUGGCAUUGUGACAAUUCAUAGUGCAACUCUGCUCUAUUUGUCAAGGUUGAACUGCAUGUUGGAGCUAGAUGGAGCGGAGCCUGCACGCCAUUGCUUGGGGGCAAGCAAUGUUUUUUGGGGGCGGUAUUGUCAUGCCCGAUACCUCUGGAGAUACAAGCCUGGGAGCCAUGGGCCAUGGGCUGGUGAUCAUGGGCCGGAAGUAUCGGUGGAUGGCAACAAAAGGAGAAGCUGCACAGGGAGAAGGGCAUCGAAUCAGUAUCUGGAUAUUGGAACAGAACCAACUCUGCUCGCUCCUCUCUCUCUGUUGUUCUCUCUGUUCCUGAAUUCUGGCAAUCGAUCAAGCCUCACGACGGCAAUCAUACCGUCAAGGGGGCAAGUGUGACACUUUGGU